Molecule: messenger RNA, 2151 nt
Organism: Acanthoscelides obtectus
Lineage: Eukaryota; Metazoa; Arthropoda; Insecta; Coleoptera; Chrysomelidae
Source: the annotation of a GenBank genome assembly
UGAUAUAAAAAUUAGAUGCUUAUACAUAUGUUAUACCCCCUGUAUACAGGAUUAUCAAGAAUGACUAGUAUGGUGGUAGAUGGCACCACUAACACUAGUACACCAGUAGCGACUACGUUCAUAACAACGUAUACGGAUCGGGCUCAAAUAGCCCCGUCCAUAUAGAAAUUUUCGUUACAGAAAAACUCGUGCUAUUGUUGCCCUCAAAAUGGUCCAGUAAGAUGUCAAAGAACAUAAACGGGUGAUACCAAGCACAAUUUGGGAGUAUUUUUGAUUAGAACAUUUACAGGCUUUUAUCAACAUGUUUAAAAAAAUGUUCAACAGAAUGAACGGAGUAACUGUAUAUCUAUUCUGGAAUGUUUUAUGAAUCCCUUAUCAAAUAUCAUAAGCAAUUUGCCAUAACCUAUAAUUAAAUCAUCUGUUAUUUUUCAGAAUCAUGUGUUCGAACAGUUUGUUAAAAUUGACGGUUAUUUUGAAGAAUUCAAGGAGUAUAUGUAUUAUAACAAAUAAAUCAACGAGGUAUAUGUCAUCUAACGGCCCCUUAGUUAAUGUGGAUUUUUGCAGUGGAGUGAAAAAAAUUACUAUGUGCGAUCACAAAACUCGCCUGGUAAAACUAUGGGAAGUAAAACGAGACAAUGCGAAUUAUUGAUAGAAUGUGUACGGAAAUGUCAAGUAUUAUACGACAACAGUACUAAAGAAUAUAGUGACAAUGAAUUGAAAAAUAGAAUUUGGGAAAUGGUCGCCAAGGAUUGCGGAUUCAUAACAGGUAACCAAGCGAAAAGUUGCUGGAAAAAUCUUCGAGACGGGUAUAGGCAUGCCCUUAAAGCUGCGAGGUCGAAAAUUGAGGAUCCUACCAAACAACAUAAUUAUAAACCUUGGAAAUUCACGGAACAAAUGAGUUUUUUAAUACCAUUUAUGAAGGAACGCGCCAAGAGUUACAACAUGACUUGGGACAAUGACAUUACAUUUCAGCUUAGUGAGUCACAAGUUGAGCCGGAUAAUGAUACAAUAAGCGAUGUUGUAGAGCAAGAACAUUUCUCUGAUAGUGAUAAUGAAAAACAAAUGUCCAACCACAUGGAAAUUUCGACAGCAUGUGAGAAACAGCCCAAUUUAAGAGAAAACGGCCAGCAACAAACUGAUCAAUCACGAAAGAGAAAAACAGUUGACGAUAGCGAGAUAUUGGAGUUUCUAAAAGAACAAGCAAGGAAACGCGAAGAAAAAUCUGAAGCAAGAAAUCACCCACCACCGGAUAGUCUCAAACUGUUUUUCGAGUCCAUGUAUGAGGCAACAAAGAUUUUGCCGAUACAGCAACAACGAUUUGUAAGGAACACACUUUUUGAUGCAGUUGUAAAGGCUGAAGAUAUUGCUGGAAUUCCUUAUCCAUGGCAAUGAUGGAACAAUUGCUGGAACAUAUCAAAAACGAUACUGGAAACAAAGAACUGAGGGUUAUAGUUUUAGCUGCACCAGGUCCAAUUUUUUCAGCUGGAUACAAUCUAAAAGAACUGGCAGCAGUUUCUGACACAUCGACCCAUCAAGAAGUGUUCAAUUUAGCAAGUGAUCUUAUGACUAGCAUCAUCGAAUGUCCCGUACCAGUUUUAGCACAGGUAGAUGGUUUAGCGGCAGCAGCGGGUUGUCAGUUGGUUGCGCAAUGUGAUAUCGCAAUCUGCACAGAAAACAGCUCUUUCUCAACACCAGGUGCCAACUUUGGAAUAUUCUGUUCAACACCAGGAAUCCCACUGGCUAGAAAAGUACUGAAAUCUACAGCCCUAAAAAUGGUGUUAACAGGUCAGCCAAUUUCUGCGGCAGAAGCAAAAUCUAGUGGACUGGUUACAACAGUUUGCUCAAAAGAAGCCUUAGAUAAAGAAGUUCAAACUACUUGCGACUUCAUCAUUCAGAAAAGCAGAUCUGUAAUCGAGUUAGGAAAGAGAUUUUUCUAUAAGCAAAUCGAUUUAGAGUUGAAGGAGGCUUACGAGCUGGGUGCGAAGAAAAUGGUGGAAAAUUUGGAACUGGCUGAUGGUAAAGAGGGGAUGAAAAGCUUCGUGGAAAAAAGGAAGCCAAAAUGGACACAUAAAUAAUGAGAUGCAAAAUGAUUACUGUUUAUGGUUUCGAAAAUUAUACGUAUUAUUAUAUUUGCUGAAUGUGAAAAAGUGU